GUGUCCGUCAAUUAUAUGCCAAUACUGUUGGGGGAAGCAACAAGCUGUUGGUCCUUGAACUGGAGCUACGUGCCUUCUUAGCAAUAAUACAAAACUAGAAAUAUUUCAUUAGUAUUGAAUUCCGAUACAGAGACGCGUGCUAAGCAAAGCUAAAAAGCAAUUAGUUACCAUUCUGGCGGUCUUUCACCCGUUUGGAACACCACAGAAAAUGGAUGAACUGCGGCCUAGCAGCGGGACUGCAAGCCACGGGCUGGCUUCGCUGUUUCCACCGGGUCUGCAAGCUAUUUACGGGGAAAGCAGACGCUUGUACCCCGACCAACCAAACCCCCUGCAAGUGACUGCCAUCGUUAAAUACUGGCUGGGGGGGCCAGACCCCCUGGAUUACAUCAGCAUGUACCGCAACGUGGGCAGUCCAUCGCAGGAGGUGCAGGAGCACUGGCACUACGUCAGCUUCGGCCUGAGCGACCUCUAUGGGGACAGCCGGGUGCAUGAGUUCACAGGCCCAGAUGGCCCCAGCGGCUUUGGCUUCGAGCUCACCUUCAGACUGAAGAGGGAGGCGGGUGAAACGGCGCCGCCCACGUGGCCGGCCGAGCUCAUGCAGGGCCUGGCGCGAUAUGUCUUUCAGUCAGAGAACACCUUCUGCAGCGGGGACCACGUGUCGUGGCACAGUCCACUGGACAACAGCGAGUCGCGCAUACAGCACAUGCUGCUGACGGAGGAUGCUCAGCUGCAGCCCGUCCGCACUCCCUUCGGCCUCGUCACCUUCCUGCAGAUCGUAGGCAUUUGCACAGAGGAGCUGCAGGCGGCCCAGCAGUGGAACGGCCAAGGUGUCCUGGACCUGCUUCGCGGCGUCCGUGUAGCCGGUGGACCGUGGCUUAUCACAGACAUGCGGAGGGGGGAGACAGUAUUUGACAUAGACCCACACCUGCAGGAGCGGGUGGACAAGGGCAUCGACAGCGACGGGUCCAACCUGAGCGGCGUCAGUGCCAAAUGUGCCUGGGACGACGUGAGCCGCCCCCCCGAGGACGAGGACGACAGCCGCAGCAUCUGCAUCGGCUCGCAGCCCCGCCGCCUGUCUGACAAAGACACGGAGCAGAUCCGGGAGGCCCUGCGCAGAGGACUGGAGAUCAAUUCCAAGAGUGUCCUGCCUCCCAUCAGCGGCCAGAGGCAGAGCCAUGACCGGGCCCAACAAUCAGUGGGCCAUUUGCAGAGCCAGCAGACGUCAAGGAGUCGGAAGGACAGCCUGGAGAGCGAGAGAUCAGCAGCCAUUGUCCCCCACGAGCUGGUGCGCACACGGCAGCUGGAGAGCAUUCACCUCAAGUUCAAUCUGGAGUCUGGCACUCUUCUGCCUCUGUGCCUCAGGGGUCGUUUGCUCCAUGGACGUCACUUCACGUACAAAAGCAUCAGUGGGGACACAGCCAUCACCUUCGUCUCCCUGGGCGUGGAAGGGGCCUUCGCCACGGAGGAGCACCCCUACGCAGCUCAUGGGCCCUGGCUGCAGGUGCUGCUGACGGAGGAGUUUGUGGAGCAGAUGCUGGAAGACCUGCAAGACCUCAGUGUGCGAGAAGAGCUCACUCUGCCACGGGAGUUCAGCUGGACUGACAAGAAACUGAAGAUCUCCAUCUUGCCAGACUGUGUGUUCGACAGUCCUUUGCAGUAAGCCAACCUGCCGAUGGGGCAGCUCUCUGUCAAUCUUCUGCUGCCUGAAGGCAGGUUUCCUGGGCCUGGAUGAGCCCCUUGUCCCUGGGUGCCUUGUGGCAGCAUCCCUGUGGUGUGAACACUGAACACACAACAGGUCUCGCAAUCUUUCCUCCGGACCAGUCACUACAGCUGCGGGCCAUAAAAAUGCUAUAUACUUUAGUGCGUGUGUGUCUGUGUGUUUCUCUCUGGGAUUAUGCCAAAAAUGUGUUUGAUUGGUGGGUAGACUUUUUUUAUUAUGCCUGAGGACUGAAUAGGUUUCCUUUAACGUUUCAGUGAAAUAUGACAACCUGAUAUUUCAGUGCCCAAGGAUUGUUAUGUGCUAAAUGUGGAUUGAACAAUCAAACAAGGAAGAUUCCUCUUUAUAAGUUGUAAAUUGUCGAUCGGUUAGUUUUUAAGAACAGUUUGCUUGUAUUUAUGUAAUAUAAACAAGGAGAGCGUCUGCCCAGUCAGAGCCCCUGCAUGUUAUUACACUACCUGAGUGACUCUUAUGUCACAUGUGACCGUCUUGGGGCUGAACCCAAGUCAGUGCCUUUUCCUGUCAUACCAGACAAUACUGUGGCCAAACUCUUUUACCCUGCCCCUGUAAGGUCGCUGGCUGUCCACUUGGAUGUUUCCCGUUUACAGCUGAUGGAUGCCAGGUUGAUAUCCAACCCCUGAUGUCAGUAGGAACAUUUCCCCUUUAUAUCUGCCCUCGUGGACCUUUGCUCUGUCAGAAAUAGGACAGCUUCUGCAAGCCUCCCUUCACAUGCUCUUGCCUUCUUUUAACCGAUAAUGUUUUAGUGCAGGUUUUUAUGCACAGUGACUCGCAGUUGUCUUUGCAUUGUAUGGUGGAAAACUGUCUGCCUGUUUAUCAUUUGAAAGAGCAUUAAAACUAUUUACAUAA
This is a messenger RNA of Brienomyrus brachyistius, 2584 nucleotides long. RefSeq names its product suppressor of fused homolog (Drosophila) (gene sufu). Gene Ontology annotation, molecular function: transcription factor binding. Lineage: Eukaryota; Metazoa; Chordata; Actinopteri; Osteoglossiformes; Mormyridae. The transcript has 13 exons. The record is from RefSeq and is a predicted model, not a curated record. The coding region runs from base 209 to 1660 and encodes 483 amino acids. Gene Ontology annotation, cellular component: nucleus; cytoplasm.